AUGGAAGAAAUACCAGUAGUCAGAGAAUAUGAGGACGUGUUUAAGGCAUUAGAGGGAUUGCUGCCGUCUAGGAGUAACCCCUUUAGUAUAACCUUAGAACCCGGAUCCGCUGCAAUAGCAAAGGCACCAUACCGAAUUGUCCCUAGAGUUGGAGAAGUAGCCUAUAGACUAGAACUUCCACCCGAUAUGCCUAUGCAUCCGGUAUUUCAUGUAUCGAUGCUAUGUAAGCAUAUACCAGAUCCAAAUAUGGUUGAGCCGCAGCGACCAGAGAACUUGAAACCUAACCUCACCUAUCCUGAAGGUCCUUUGCGGAUAGGCGAGCGUCGUAUCAAGAAAUUGAAGAAUAGGGAAAUUUCGCAAGUUCAAGUAUUUUGGGGAAAGCAACAGAGAGUUGUUAUAACAUGGGAGGAUGAAGAUAAGUUCCGAGCUGAUUACCCAGAACUCUUCUCAGAUACCCCAGUCGUCCAGUAA
This is a messenger RNA of Brassica napus (rape), 471 nucleotides long. RefSeq lists its product as uncharacterized. The record is from RefSeq and is a predicted model, not a curated record. Bases 1 to 471 code for a protein of 156 amino acids. The transcript has a single exon. NCBI's taxonomy places the organism in Eukaryota, Viridiplantae, Streptophyta, Magnoliopsida, Brassicales, Brassicaceae.